Molecule: messenger RNA, 6284 nt
Organism: Erinaceus europaeus (western European hedgehog)
Lineage: Eukaryota; Metazoa; Chordata; Mammalia; Eulipotyphla; Erinaceidae
Gene: MYO5A
Product: myosin VA
Exons: 41
Coding region: 125-5755 (1876 amino acids)
Biological process (GO): actin filament organization; vesicle transport along actin filament
Cellular component (GO): actin cytoskeleton; myosin complex; vesicle
Molecular function (GO): actin filament binding; ATP binding; microfilament motor activity
Source: RefSeq, a predicted model, not a curated record
GGCGAGGUCCCCGUGAGCGGCCUGAGCCCGAGGCACGCGACUGCUCGGCCCCACCCGGCCUGCCCCGCCCGGCCCGCGGCUCCCGGGACCCAUCGUAGCGCUGGCCGGGGUCGCCGCCACCGCCAUGGCGGCGUCCGAGCUCUACACCAAGUUUGCCAGGGUUUGGAUUCCUGAUCCUGAGGAAGUUUGGAAGUCAGCAGAACUGCUCAAAGAUUACAAGCCAGGAGACAAAGUACUCCUGCUCCACCUUGAGGAAGGAAAGGAUUUAGAAUACCGUCUAGAUCCAAAGACCAAGGAACUGCCUCACUUACGGAACCCGGAUAUUCUUGUCGGUGAAAAUGACCUCACAGCCCUCAGCUAUCUGCAUGAGCCUGCUGUGCUCCACAACCUCAGAGUUCGCUUUAUUGAUUCCAAACUUAUUUAUACAUACUGUGGUAUAGUGCUUGUAGCUAUAAACCCCUAUGAACAGCUGCCUAUUUAUGGGGAAGAUAUUAUCAAUGCAUACAGUGGUCAAAACAUGGGUGACAUGGAUCCACAUAUCUUUGCGGUAGCUGAAGAAGCUUACAAACAAAUGGCCAGAGAUGAACGAAAUCAGUCCAUCAUUGUAAGCGGAGAGUCUGGGGCAGGAAAAACAGUCUCCGCGAAGUAUGCCAUGCGAUACUUUGCAACUGUAAGUGGCUCUGCCAGUGAAGCCAAUGUUGAGGAAAAGGUCUUGGCCUCCAACCCCAUCAUGGAGUCAAUUGGAAAUGCUAAGACAACCAGGAAUGAUAACAGCAGCCGUUUUGGGAAGUACAUUGAGAUUGGUUUUGAUAAACGAUAUCGAAUCAUUGGUGCCAAUAUGAGGACUUACCUUUUAGAGAAAUCCAGAGUGGUGUUCCAGGCAGAAGAGGAGAGAAACUACCAUAUCUUCUAUCAGCUUUGUGCCUCAGCAAAGUUACCUGAAUUUAAAGUGCUGCGAUUAGGAAACGCAGAUAGUUUUCACUACACAAAGCAUGGGGGCAGUCCUGCGAUCGAAGGGGUCGAUGAUUCCAAGGAGAUGGCACAUACCAGGCAGGCCUGCACUUUGCUGGGAAUUAGUGAAUUGUAUCAGAUGGGAAUUUUCCGAAUACUUGCUGGCAUUCUUCACUUAGGCAAUGUUGAAUUUGCACCUCGAGAUUCAGACAGUUGCAAAAUACCUCCCAAGCAUGAGCCUCUCAGCAUCUUCUGUGACCUCAUGGGUGUGGACUAUGAGGAGAUGUGUCAGUGGCUUUGCCACAGAAAGCUUGCUACAGCUACAGAAACAUACAUCAAGCCCAUCUCUAAGCUACAUGCCACAAAUGCUCGAGAUGCUCUGGCCAAGCACAUUUAUGCCAAACUCUUUAACUGGAUUGUAGAUCACGUCAAUCAGGCUCUCCACUCUGCUAUCAAACAGCAUUCUUUUAUUGGUGUGCUAGACAUUUAUGGAUUUGAAACUUUUGAAAUAAAUAGUUUUGAACAGUUUUGUAUCAAUUAUGCAAAUGAAAAGCUACAGCAACAGUUUAAUAUGCAUGUCUUCAAAUUAGAACAAGAAGAAUAUAUGAAGGAGCAAAUUCCAUGGACUCUUAUAGAUUUUUAUGAUAAUCAGCCUUGCAUUAACCUAAUAGAAUCUAAACUGGGCGUUCUAGAUUUGCUGGAUGAGGAAUGCAAGAUGCCAAAAGGUACAGAUGACACCUGGGCCCAAAAAUUGUACAACACACACUUGAACAAAUGUGCACUUUUUGAAAAGCCCCGUCUGUCAAACAAAGCUUUCAUCAUCCAACAUUUUGCUGACAAAGUGGAAUACCAGUGUGAAGGCUUUCUGGAAAAGAAUAAAGACACUGUGUUUGAAGAACAAAUCAAAGUCCUUAAAGCAAGCAAGUUUAAGAUGCUACCAGAGUUAUUUCAAGAUGACGACAAAGCCACCAGUCCAACAUCAGCCGCCUCUACAGGACGCACGCCCCUCAGCCACCAUUCUGCGAAGGCUGCCAAAGGCCGGCCAGGCCAGGUGGCCAAAGAACAUAAGAGGACAGUGGGGCACCAGUUCCGAAACUCCCUUCAUCUGCUUAUGGAGACACUGAAUGCCACUACCCCUCAUUAUGUACGCUGUAUUAAGCCUAAUGACUUCAAAUUCCCCUUCACAUUUGAUGAGAAGAGGGCAGUACAGCAGCUGAGAGCAUGUGGUGUCCUGGAAACCAUUCGAAUCAGUGCGGCUGGUUUCCCCUCAAGAUGGACUUACCAAGAAUUUUUCAGUCGCUACCGUGUCCUAAUGAAACAAAAAGAUGUUCUGAGUGACAGAAAGCAAACGUGCAAGAAUGUAUUAGAGAAACUAAUACUGGACAAGGACAAGUACCAGUUUGGUAAGACAAAGAUCUUUUUCCGUGCUGGUCAAGUGGCCUAUCUGGAAAAGCUGAGGGCAGACAAGCUGAGGGUGGCCUGUAUCCGGAUCCAGAAAACCAUCCGAGGGUGGUUGUUGCGGAAGAAGUUCCUCCGCAUGCGCCAGGCGGCCGUCACCGUGCAGAGAUACGUGCGGGGCUACCAGGCCCGCUGCUAUGCUAAGUUUCUGCACAGAACCAAGGCAGCGACUGUCAUUCAGAAGUACUGGCGUAUGUUUGCAAUACAGAAGAAGUACAAGAUUAAACGGUCUGCCACUAUUGCUCUUCAGUCCUAUUUGCGAGGCUACUUGGCAAGAAACAAGUAUCACAAGUUACGCUGUGAACACAAAGCUGUCAUCAUUCAGAAGUGGGUCCGGGGCUGGCUGGCUCGAACCCACUAUAGCAGGAGCCUGCGUGCAAUCAUCUGUCUUCAGUGUUGCUUCCGGCGCAUGAUGGCCAGGCGUGAGCUGAAGAAGCUCAAGAUUGAGGCCCGCUCUGUGGAGCGCUAUAAGAAGCUCCACAUCGGCAUGGAGAACAAGAUCAUGCAGCUGCAGCGCAAAGUUGACGAGCAGAAUAAAGACUACAAAUGCCUCGUGGAGAAACUGACCAAUCUGGAAAGUAUAUACAACUCUGAGACUGAGAAGCUCCGUAAUGACUUAGAACGCCUUCAGUUAAGUGAGGAGGAAGCAAAAGUUGCCACUGGACGGGUUCUCAUUCUGCAAGAAGAAAUCGCCAAGCUCCGGAAAGACCUGGAACAAACACGGUCAGAGAAAAAGUCCAUUGAGGAGUGUGCAGAUAGAUACAAACAAGAGACUGAUCAGCUGGUAUCGAACCUAAAGGAGGAAAAUAUUUUACUGAAGCAGGAAAAGGAAACCCUCAAUCACCUGAUUGUGGAGCAGGCCAAGGAGAUGACAGAGACAAUGGAGAAGAAGUUAGCAGAAGAGACUAAACAGCUGGAGCUUGAUCUGAAUGAUGAAAGACUGAGGUAUCAGAACCUUCUGAAUGAAUUCAGUCGAUUAGAAGAGCGAUAUGAUGACCUCAAGGAAGAAAUGACUUUGGUGAAUGUGCCCAAACCUGGACACAAGAGGACAGAUUCUACUCACAGUAGCAAUGAGUCUGAAUAUACCUUUAGCUCGGAAUUUGCAGAAACUGAAGAUCUUCCACUGAGAACUGAGGAGCCAAGCGAGAAGAAAAUGCCUCUUGACAUGUCAUUGGUCCUAAAACUGCAAAAGCGAGUGAUGGAGCUGGAGCAGGAGAAACAGGCCAUGCGGGGUGAGCUGGAUCACAAGGAGGAGCAGGCACUCCGAAGCAAGACGCAGGAAGAAGAAAGACCACAGAUCAGAGGUGCAGAGCUGGAAUAUGAGUCACUCAAGCGUCAAGAACUAGAAUCAGAAAACAAGAAACUGAAGAAUGAACUAAAUGAGUUGCGGAAAGCCCUGAGUGAGAAAAGUGCCCCUGAGGUGACAGCCCCAGGCGCUCCAGCCUACCGAGUCCUCAUGGAGCAGCUGGCCUCCGUGAGCGAGGAGCUGGAUGUCCGCAAGGAGGAAGUCCUCAUCUUACGAUCUCAGCUGGUGAGCCAGAAAGAAGCCAUCCAGCCCAAGAACACAAUGACAGAGUCUACAUUCCUUCUAGAAGAUGUACAGAAAAUGAAAGACAAAGGUGAAAUAGCUCAAGCGUAUAUUGGUUUGAAAGAAACAAAUAGACCGUCUGCUAUGGAUUGCCGUGAGUUGAAUGAGGAUGGAGAGCUGUGGCUGGUUUAUGAAGGCUUAAAACAAGCCAACAGGCUCCUGGAAUCCCAGCUGCAGUCGCAGAAGAGAAGCCAUGAGAAUGAGGCUGAGUCCCUCCGUGGGGAGAUUCAGAGCCUGAAGGAGGAGAACAACCGGCAGCAGCAGCUGCUAGCCCAGAACCUGCAGCUGCCCCCAGAGGCCCGCAUUGAGGCCAGCCUGCAGCACGAGAUCACACGGCUGACCAAUGAGAACCUAUAUUUUGAGGAAUUAUAUGCAGAUGACCCUAAGAAGUAUCAGUCAUAUCGGAUUUCACUUUACAGACGGAUGAUUGAUUUAAUGGAACAACUUGAGAAACAAGAUAAGACUGUCCGGAAGCUGAAAAAACAGCUGAAAGUAUUUGCCAAGAAAAUUGGUGAACUAGAAGUGGGACAGAUGGUGAGCGUGUCUCCAGGACAGAUCACUGAUGAGCCCAUCCGCCCAGUCAACAUUCCCAGGAAAGAAAAGGAUUUCCAAGGAAUGUUGGAAUACAAGAAGGAGGAUGAGCAAAAACUUGUUAAGAACCUGAUUCUGGAACUGAAGCCUCGUGGUGUAGCUGUCAAUCUGAUCCCAGGGUUACCGGCAUAUAUCCUAUUCAUGUGUGUUAGGCAUGCUGACUACUUGAAUGAUGAUCAGAAAGUAAGGUCAUUGCUGACAUCAACAAUCAACAGCAUAAAAAAAGUAUUAAAGAAAAGAGGUGAUGAUUUUGAAACUGUCUCCUUCUGGCUGUCUAACACAUGUCGAUUUUUGCACUGCCUGAAACAAUACAGUGGAGAAGAGGGCUUCAUGAAACAUAACACGUCUCGCCAGAAUGAACACUGCCUCACCAACUUUGACCUGGCUGAGUACCGGCAGGUACUGAGUGACCUGGCCAUUCAGAUCUACCAGCAGCUUGUGCGCGUGUUGGAGAACAUCCUUCAGCCAAUGAUUGUCUCUGGCAUGCUGGAGCAUGAGACAAUCCAGGGCGUCUCCGGGGUGAAGCCCACAGGCCUGAGGAAGAGGACGUCCAGCAUUGCUGAUGAGGGCACCUAUACACUCGACUCCAUCCUCCGGCAGCUCAACUCCUUCCACUCAGUCAUGUGUCAGCACGGCAUGGACCCUGAACUCAUCAAGCAGGUGGUCAAGCAGACGUUCUACAUUGUGGGGGCCAUUACGCUGAACAAUCUCCUCCUGCGGAAGGACAUGUGCUCCUGGAGCAAAGGCAUGCAGAUCAGGUACAAUGUCAGCCAGCUGGAAGAGUGGCUGCGUGAUAAGAACCUGAUGACUAGCGGAGCAAAAGAGACUCUGGAGCCUCUCAUCCAGGCUGCUCAGCUUCUACAGGUGAAAAAGAAAACAGAUGAUGACGCAGAAGCCAUCUGCUCCAUGUGCAACGCUCUCACUACUGCCCAGAUUGUCAAAGUAUUGAAUCUGUACACUCCAGUCAAUGAAUUUGAAGAAAGAGUCUCUGUAUCUUUUAUCCGUACUAUACAGAUGCGCCUACGAGACCGAAAAGACUCUCCUCAGCUGCUUAUGGACGCUAAACAUAUCUUUCCCGUCACCUUUCCCUUUAACCCAUCCUCCCUCGCACUUGAAACCAUCCAGAUUCCAGCCAGCCUGGGCCUGGGAUUCAUAGCACGGGUCUAAAAGUGAUGCCAAGGCACAGACAGUGACAGUCCCUUCCUGCUGAAAACAAGAACAUAAUCUUUCCAGUGAGCUACUGAAAAAACUUUUUUAAAGAGAAGAUAUGAUCUCCUAAGGAAGAGGUAGCACUAACUGAAAAUAUCCCUUUAAGAAUUUCAUCACCACGGAAAGAAAAAUAGGUUAGACUUCACUACUGCAUUUAGAUGUAUUAAAAAGACGUCAGUUCCUCAGGUGCUGUCACUAGGAAGGCACCAACCAAGAAACCCCUCUGCAUGAACCAGAAAAGUGAAAGGAAUUAAGUGUAAUACAUAUCAUUAUAGUUUAGGAGUCAGUUAUGUUGAUAUUAUCCAACGGGAUCAAAGAAAUAAACUGGCAGUAUGGAAUUUAAAAGUCAGUCCCUUACAUGUGUCACUAUGAUGCAGGGAUAUUAAGAUAAUGUUGUUUGCUGUAUUUGUACUGAAGUUUACUUCACACUUUAAAAUGCUGUGGUAUACUGUUUCUUUAAAAUAUAUGUGAUAGUUUUAUUAGAUGA